UUUCAUUGAGCAAUGCUCUAGUAGAGUCAACGUAGGCAAGCGGCUGCCACCACCCUCACCAUGAAAAUAGAAGGUGCCUCGGUGGUCCUUGCUCUGGCAUUUUUCUGCUUCUUCUCAGAUGUUGCCAGUCAAGCUUCGAUUAAGAAUGAAUGCAGGAAAAUCUGGUCCCUUCUGCGCAGCGGGAAGUUUUCCUGUCCCACCACCAAGGAGCCCUUCAGAAGCCCAAACAACAAAGGAGACCUCAACAAGUGCAUGAUGUGCCAAAGGCUGCUGGAAAGAGACUCAAAAAACAAAGGGAGUGGUGGAGAGGCGGACAGGAAUGUGAACUCCUUGGGAAAGGAUGAGUGUCGGGAGUUUCGGGAUCUGUUCGAGAGAGGGAAACUUUCCUGCACCAGGGAGAACGACCCUGUCCGGGACGCCUCCGGGAAGCAGCACAGCAAUAAAUGCAUCAUGUGUGCAGAGAAGUUCAAAAGGGAGAAUGAGCGGAAGUUAUCUAAAAACAGACAAGGAAAAGAUAAGGAUGAAUGCAGCGAGUUCCGCUCCCAGUUUGAGGCUGGUGGGCGCCUGUCCUGCACCAGGGAGAACGCCCCAGUCCGGGAUGCCUCUGGCAAGCAGCACACCAACAAAUGUCUCAUGUGUGCUGACAAGCUGAAAAAGGAAGCCCAAAGAGGGGGUGGAACUGUCCAGCGCAACAAACUGCCCGCUUCAGAGAGGACAAACCAGAGGAACUGUGGUGGUUCACGGCAGGGUGUAAACGACAGGCGUCCCUCCUCACCAGGCAGAGGCCCACAAGGUCAGCGGGGCAGGAACUGCAACCGGCCACCAGGCCGCAAGUCCCAGAGCAGAGACAACAACGAGGACCCCAUGCUGGACUGUGAGCGAAUUCUGCAUGGGGUAAAGGGUGGAAGGAUUUUCUGCAGCGAAUCCUCACAACCAGUCUGUGGCACUGAUGGGAAAACAUACAAAAAUGAAUGUGACUUGUGUUCAGCUGCCAUGAGAGCUUCAAACUUCAUCACGCUAAGCUAUCGAGGCGAGUGCCGAGAGCCUGCCCCUGAAGUGGAGUAAUGGAGUUCAGACUGCCAGCAAACACCAGGGAUCAGCUGUGACCAAAGAGCAAGUAAAGGAAGCGUCGAUGUUGAGCAUCAGGGGAGCUGCCGAGUCCCCAGGACUGCCAGAGCUGCCUUCAUCCCCUUCUGCAGCACACGGGGCUGUUCCUGCUCGGGUGGAGGGCCAAAGGCUGUGGGGACUCCGUGGUGCCCUCCCAGGUGUGCCCCGUGCGCGCUGCUGCAGCCCCGCCGCCUCGCUGUGUCUUAACGUGCUUGUCCAAUAAAGAUAACUCCUCAGCUUCAUGUCACUUUUCUUCACUCAGCCUCAGGGCAGGGACACACGGGUCCCCUCCCUGGCUCUGUGCCACAUGCUCCUUAGGCUGUGAGCACCCUGAGGUGCUGCAGCUGCUGUAAAUAGCUGGUGAAGAUGUUGGACCCAAGGAGGAGGAGUGUGGUCUGGGGUUUUGUGAGGAGGGGUCAGGUUCUCUCUGGCUCCUUAUGGGGUCUUGGGUCAAUCACUUCACUGCCCUAUCAGUCCUUUUUCUCCUGCCUGUAAAAUGAACAUUAAACGAUACUUGCCUACCUCA
Molecule: messenger RNA, 1633 nt
Organism: Prinia subflava (tawny-flanked prinia)
Lineage: Eukaryota; Metazoa; Chordata; Aves; Passeriformes; Cisticolidae
Product: serine protease inhibitor Kazal-type 5-like
Exons: 14
Coding region: 61-1065 (334 amino acids)
Molecular function (GO): protein binding
Source: RefSeq, a predicted model, not a curated record